Molecule: messenger RNA, 882 nt
Organism: Pestalotiopsis fici W106-1
Lineage: Eukaryota; Fungi; Ascomycota; Sordariomycetes; Amphisphaeriales; Sporocadaceae
Product: Protein SCO1
Exons: 2
Coding region: 1-882 (293 amino acids)
Biological process (GO): mitochondrial respiratory chain complex IV assembly; intracellular copper ion homeostasis
Cellular component (GO): mitochondrial inner membrane
Molecular function (GO): copper ion binding; copper chaperone activity
Source: RefSeq, a predicted model, not a curated record
AUGUCACGAUCGAUAGCGCCAUCGUCGGGCGCCCUGCGCUCGCUGCUGCAGUCCCAACAGACAACUCGGCAACAAUGCCGCCGCUUCCUCUCAUCCACAGCCGCCACGGCUCGUAGGCCGACAGCUCCAGAGGCUUCAUUGGCACAGCAACAGCAAUGUCUGCGUUCCCGGGUCGUCACUAUCGAGCAGCGCCGCUUCAAGUCCCGGUCCGUCGAGGAGCAGAAGAGCAGAUACCGCACUGGUCCGUUUUCCUGGAAGGCCGGUCUGCUCUUCGUGGCAACCAGCGGCGGACUGGUGUGGUACUUUGAGCACGAGAAGCAGCGCAUGCAGCGCAAGCGCGUCGCCGAGGCGACCAAGGGCGUUGGCCGGCCGAAGGUCGGCGGCGAGUUCGAGCUGGUGGACCAGGACGGGAAGCCCUGGACAAGCGCCAACAUGAAGGGGCGGUAUAGUCUGGUCUAUUUCGGCUUCUCCCACUGCCCCGAUAUCUGCCCCGAGGAGCUUGACAAGAUGGCACGCAUGUUCGAUCUUGUUGAAGCCGAGAGUCCGGGCGCUGUCCUGCCUCUGUUCAUCACCUGCGACCCAGCUCGCGACACUCCCAAGGUCCUCAAGGAUUACUUGGCCGAGUUCCACCCCGCAUUCAUCGGGCUGACGGGCACAUACGACCAGAUCAAGGACGUGUGCAAAGCCUACCGGGUGUAUUUUAGCACGCCGAAGAACGUUGCGCCGGGCCAGGACUACCUGGUAGACCACAGCAUAUACUUUUACCUCAUGGACCCCGAGGGAGACUUUGUCGAGGCAUUGGGCCGACAGCACAGCCCGGAGGCGGCAGCCAAGAUCAUAUUGAGCCAUACCAAGGACUGGCGUGACCCAACCAAGAGGUGA